AUGAGCCUACUGGAUUCUAAUCAGCUCAACAACCCAUUAAUGCGUGGGCGAGCUCUCCGGGGAUUCACCAAACCGUGGGAUCUUUUCAAUCCAGCAACGCUUUCGAUUGUAAACGAGGACAUUUGCCUCCGUCGCGAUUCGAUGUCAAUCGUUGUGCUUGGAACAUCGCAUAUCUAUCCCUCAGCCCUCGCUGCUGGGAUGGAUCUGCCGCUUCUAAAAAUGCUAGAGCUUGCCGUCGCCGAAAUUCAGCACCAGGACGAGCAAGUGUGGACAGUGAAGCAAGAUGAAAAUAACCGGCUGUGUCAUGACACAUGUCGUCCCCCUAUUGCCAGUCUCGAACUAUGA
Penicillium macrosclerotiorum is the source of this 345-nucleotide messenger RNA. RefSeq lists its product as uncharacterized. Bases 1 to 345 code for a protein of 114 amino acids. NCBI's taxonomy places the organism in Eukaryota, Fungi, Ascomycota, Eurotiomycetes, Eurotiales, Aspergillaceae. The record is from RefSeq and is a predicted model, not a curated record. The transcript has a single exon.